Molecule: messenger RNA, 33270 nt
Organism: Xyrichtys novacula (pearly razorfish)
Lineage: Eukaryota; Metazoa; Chordata; Actinopteri; Labriformes; Labridae
Source: the annotation of a GenBank genome assembly
AUGUUCACACAUGACCAUUUAAAACCAUCUCUGUAAUCUCUUUUCUUCUCUCAGACACCUGCAGAGGUGAGGGAUUAUACGCCUCAGUGGAGACAAAACAAGGACUUCAACAGGUAGGACUGAAAAAAACUAAUAGAUCUGUGAGACACAGGUGUUUGUCAUCAUUAUUAUUUAUUCUAUCAGUGUGUUUUUGUUUACUUUUACUGUUAUAGACAAAAAUGUCCAUGAAGUGUAUAACGAAUCAGUAUUGGAAGGUCUUAGACAUGUUUUGUCAAAUGUCUUGGGAAGUACUUGCAAUAAAGAGUUAGACCUCGACUUUCCUCGACCAAACCAACUCUCUCUCUGACUUGGAAAGCCAUCCCUCCAGCUGGUCUAUUCAUACAUCUAAAAACUUCUCUGUCAUCAGCAGCCAUGGUGGAUGCAGCAGCUGCAGAGCAGUUCCUGGAUGCAAACCCACAGUUUGCAAAGCAGUACUACGACAUCAACUUCAGACCUAAAGUCAUCUCAGACCUGCUGGACAACAACAGGAAAGCGGCGGUGGACUUGAGCCAAUACCACGACCUGACCAUGGUGGAGGAGAGUGAGGUCCUCUUUGACCUGGUGCGGGACAUCCAGGACAACCUGCAGAUGGAGAAGUCCAUCUUCAACCUCAUGAGACAUCUGAGCUUCAUCAUGAGAGCCGACCGCAUGAGCCUCUUCAUGUACCGCCAGAGGAACGGAGUGGCGGAGCUCGCAACCAGGUCACAGGGGGGUUUGAGGGAAACAUCACAUUACUUUUUCACAUUAUUUUUUAUUUUGAAAAUUGAAUUGUAACAGUUUGGAAGAGAAAACAGACAUUUUGGACGAUGAUCACUGUCAGCUGAAUCUCCAGGGAACCGUAUUGGAUGGAAACAGAUUUUCUUUCCCUCUGGCACGCUGCUUCACAUUCAUACAACUCCAGACACUUACAUUUGGCAGAUUAUAUAAAGCUUACAUGAAAUUCAAGUGGAGCAUUCCUCCUGAUUCUGGCACACUUGAUGUAAACAGACCUUUCCAAACCCAAAUAAGAGCAGAACUCUAGUGAGGAGGAGGAUGCAGAUCCCCUGAACUUUUGAGACAGAGUUCCUGCCAAGUCAUGACCUCUGAAAAAAAGAUUUAAAAAGUUAAAAAAAACUCCUUCAGUAGAACAACAGGAUAAUCCAAGUGUUUUUUCUUCACUUCCAGGUUAUUUAAUGUCCACAAAGACGCAGCCUUCGAUGACUGCCUGGUGCCUCCUGACAGUGAGAUCGUUUACCCGUUGGAUAUCGGAAUUGUGGGUCAUGUUGCGACCACCAAGAAGAUGGUCAACAUUCCUGCAGCGUCUGAGGUAGAUGACUAAUAACACGACAGUCGUUUGUGUUUGUUUUCAGUUUGACUGUGGUUCUCUGGAAAUCUGGUGCUGACAGAGACAUCAGAGCAAAAUAUCUGUUUAUGAUUCUUGAUAUUCACAGGUUUGAGAUGUUAAACUGCAGAACAAGGCCAAAGUGUUUUCUGUGUAAACGAGUCUCCCACUUGAACUUACCAAUGCACAAAAUCUAAAAGUUUAAAGAUGUAAUAGAAAAGCAAGGACAAAGAAAAACAGAACAAGAGUCUUUUUACUUCAGGGGGAACAUCUCCUCUCCUACAUUUCCCAGACUUUUUAAUAAAUAUUUGAAAAGGGAACUGUACAAUGAUCAUCAUCAAGAGAUGUCAGUGCACUGAUGUUUUUCAUUUAAAGACCUUCUCUAAGAUGUUUGAGAUCCCAGGAGAGUAAAGGUAGUUUACAUUUAUAAAAGUCAAAACAGUUUUUUAAGUAAAAAUAGCAGCAAAUUUAUGAGCUAGUGAAAUCCAAACCACAUACUGACAAAACCUGUUAAGGGUACAUCAGCAUGUUAUUUUUUACUAUUAUUACUGUAGACAUGAUUAUAUAUUUGUUAGGGGUGGAAAUUAAGUAAGUAUACUUACUCAUAGUGGGUUUUUUUGUAUUUACUUUGGUAUUUUUCUGUUAGUGUGUUGUACUUUAGUUGCUACACUCCCAUUUCAUCAGUUACCAAGUAAAAAAAAAAACACUAACACAUGGAAGCUUUCUAUUGGCUGUAUGACAGCCUGCUGACUGGAUGAAAUCUACUCUGCAAAACACCUCAGACUUAAUAAGUGAAAUGAACCUGUUUCUGUUUAUUUGUGUAAACGUUGACCACGCAGGUUCAAAUAUGAAUAUUGUUUCAAGACAGUUUUCAUUCUAAGUUCCCUGAAGUGACAUGGAUGGUAUCCUGUUAUAAGAAACUUAUCAAGAAAGCUUGGCUUGCUUAACUUACAGACAUUUUACUCAUUACAAUAAAAAAGUCUAUUAUCUUAUUUGGCUUAGCAAGGCUUUCUGCACAGUUAGUCAUGACUUGAGUGUGCAAGAAUCGUCUACAAGAAGUAAUACUGAGAGAAACAGCUGCAAAAUAUUGAUUAAAAAAAAAUCUAUAUGUAUUAAUGCUUUUGGUGAUAUUUCAGCAACAAUACUGUGGAGAUAUGCUUUUACAUUAUUUGGGCGGCUUAUUUUACUCCCUCCACUUAGUUUAAGUGUGGACUUUGAACCUAUGUCACAUCACUAAUCAGGUAUAUUUGCCAUGGAAAAUGUAAAAAUAGAUGAUGAUUAUUAUUAUUAUUAUUAUUAUUAUUACUAUUUCAGUGAGGACUUUUUAGUUUGUGGUUAUUUUUGACGUCCCCGAAUCUGACUUACUGUCCUUCACAUUUAUUUUAAUUUUUUUGUGACAACACUGAGUUUAUAGCAAUUACUUUGUGUUGUGAUUGUCCACCUGUUGAUUUCCAUUGAAACAGUCUAAACUUUGUGGUCCUAUUAUCCAUUUGAAGUAGAUCCACAGCUUUAAAUUUGAAAUGAUGAGCAGAAAAUUAUAAAGUAUUGAUCUCUCUCAUGAAAGAAGGAGAAAAACCUCUGACUUCUCUGAUCUUAAUUUUCCUGAGGAAUCUAUAUCAAACUUGUCUACUGCUGCUCUGUCAGUAUGUGACCACCAGAUGGCGCCCUGUUGCCAUAAAAUCCCUCCCUCUGUCUUCCUCCCUUCAACGCGCGCUCAAUCUCAUUACAGCCGGUACCUUUGACAUUUGAAAAUGGCUCGCCAGCUUAUUCCCGUGAACAUUUUAACUUUGUCAUGCUCCUGCAGGUCCACCAACUUCUCCUCCACCCCCUCCACCCUUCCACCCGGGCUGUUCCUGCACCGGCUGCUGUUGUGACAUUUACACUUAAUAAGGCAGCAGCCCACUCCGCAUAACUGAUGGAUUUACAAGGCCUCCGCUGUAUCAGUUCAAUCACUUCCUUUCAUGGGAGAUUAGAAAGCUCAGCUGCUGAUGUACCAACAAAACCGAGCCGGGUCGAUUGUUCCCAUUUGGUGGUUUUAUCUGCUGGUUCUGCUGCUGCCAGGCCCGGCCGGGUGUGCCUUCGCAGUGAGAACAAACAUCAUCCUCACGCUGUUUUAAAACCUCUGUCCGUCACGCCGCAGCCUCGCACAAACACAUGAAAGCUUGAUGGGAAAUGUGGCGACUGGAAAGAUAUCAAAGCCUCCAAGCCUCCCCAGUCGCAGCGAAGCAAGAGCUAAUGUUUCCAUAUAAUUGCAUGGCUUUAUGAUGCUAAUGCACCGAGGACGGCCUUUCACAGAGUGAUGCAGAGACUUGGAAUCACUGCCUCCCUCUGCGAACUGCUUCCAUCUCAGUCCUAUCCGGAGCACAGCCGCUCAAUCAGCCAGGAUCCCCGUCGCUGGAUAGGGAUUGUGUUUCUCUGGGAUUACGCACUGAGGCCUCAUUUCUCCCGCUGCCUCCUUCAAACUGAGCUGAAUCAUUUCAACAUUUACCAACCCAUAACGCUGUUCGUAGAGCCCGUUGUUUGAGGUGUGACACAGGAGGGCUGUGCGUGCGAGGAAGGUGGAGAGCGUCAGCGACGAGGGGGGGGAGGUUUGCAGAUGACGCUAGUUAAUCUGUCCUGAAUUAGAGCGAUCCCAGAUUACUCCCAGAGGUCACACAGGCCCUGAGCCAUUUUCACAGACUCAGCACUACGACACACACCUUUAAUCUGCUCCGUUACCCUCUAUUGUCGCAACUGGAGCAGAAACUCCCAGAAAUCUACUUAAUGUCUCACAAACCGAGAAGCUGAAUUAGCCAGAGAGGAAAUUUUUGUUUUUGAAUAACUAUCUACAAAUAAAAAUCUGUGCACUUAUGAGCUAUUUUUACUUAUUUUACCGAUUAAAGUGAAUCUCUGUUAUAUUCCUACAUGGUUAUUUCACUGUUUACAUGAAUAGUAAAGGUACUAAAGCGUUUAAUCUUCAUUUUUAAAUAUUCAUAUUCAAACACAUCUCGUGCUUGGAUAAUACUCCUAAAGUGUAGAGCUGCUGGGUAAAGGUCAACACCAAGCUUCAGCUGAGGAUAACAAGCAGGAUAAAAACUUCUCCAGGCUCUAGGGGGUCAAAGGUCAGCCAAUAACAAGCUGUCAAACUGCCCAGAUCUUUGCGGCGGGGUUAUUUGUAAGCUGUAUUAGGCCGUGGUUGAAUCAGCUACUGUACUGUGCAGAUCCAGGAUCAGCCCGGUCUCCCUCUGAGUGCUUUUCUUUUUCAUUUCCUGCUUCUUCUGCGAGUUGAGAGACGAGUUGAGACUUUAAAACACAAAGGAGGAUUAACUAACUCAGCGCGUAGCUUGUGGUGAUGAUUGCCGCACAAAUCUCAUUACUGUUGCUGAAACUGACGCGUGAAUCAAAAAUAAAGAUGGAGACUGACACAGGGCAGCGCUGUACUUAGACUUGCAGUUUAUUGACUCAUUUUAAGAUAUGAGAGGGGCUCGCUCACUGCUCAGAUUUCUUCUCUUUGCAUGUGGCUGCAGCAGUUUCAAGGCUUCCAUGAAACUUUAAUGAUGCACAUGUUUAACUUUGAGGAGUUUGCGCCUCUGGGGGGUGUGAGGUUGGUAAAAGAGAAGAUGAAGUAGUAGAGCAGUAGUGAUUUUAGAGCAUAUGUGUGUGUCCCGGCGCGUUAGCUCAUUGCCAUUAAGAAAAACAUUGACUUUCCACGCUGUCAUUUACCUAAAGGUGGGGUAGUCAGGAUCUGAGGAAGUUCCAGUUUUUAGGAGAAAUCUUGAAUGUAAACUCUACCCCUCCAAACCAGUUUUCCCCUCAGCUCCUCCUCUCCCCUCCCUCUCUGCUCCAGCAAGCCCCGCCCACAAACAGACGCUCCUGCUCGCUCGUAUCGUUCCAAUUAAAUUCCGAUAUAAUGCAGAUAAAUACUUCAGAUAAUUACAAAUGGGGCCCAGUCAAGGUGAAAGUCAAAAGCAUUGGUGCUACUGUAGAUGCCAACAGACUACCAGCAAACACAAUGUUUGCAGGACUUCUACAACUAGGAUAAAGUGACAUAGUCCAGGACCCGAGGGAGGACAGUUUAGCGAUGGCGCUACAACACGCUACAGCAGGUCCGUUUGACAAGAAACACUUCUGUUACAGACACUUGUCUUACUUUGUUAAAGCGGUUAUACCUGUCCAGCAGAAAGGUUACAGGGUCACCAAGAUCCCCAAGCGUCCCCCAUCGUUUAUGUUGACCCGGCUUUUUAGCUCUUGUCCGGUCUACCUCCGUUUUAAGCGCCCGUUAUUCCUCCAGAGUCUCCGGUAUUUACUUUGUUUUCUUGCUUGUGUCGGCAGUUGUGGCUAAAGGAGGAUUUGGACAAUCUUCCAUACUUUCUGGUUGGUUUCUACUGUUCGAUAUCAUAGCACGCUAACUUUGUUUGGGCUCCUGAACGACACGGGGGAGCAGCGUCUGCCUCACAACCAAUCAGGUUAGAGGAGGUGGAGAACGGCUUUGUUUACAGUCAGAAAGAGCGGAGCGCUCUGAAGUUUUAAAAUGUUGACUACACAGACAUAACAAAACACAUCGAUACUGUUAUAUUACCAAAUGUCAUCAAUAACUCUUAACUAUUGACUGACAUUAAAGGUUUUUUGUAUAUACACCACCAAAAAAAGAUGCUUCUUCAACGGAUUCCUGCCUACCCAACCCUUUAACGUUAAAAAAAGCACAUGUGAUGGUAGGAUCUGAUUAUAGCAUAAAAAGAAAUAAUAAGCUUGAGCAUAGAAGAAGAAAACUGAGUCUUUUUGAGAGAUUAAAGGGUUAAUGCAACUAAAUAAGAAGUUGUUUAGUGAGUCAGACCAAGGUACAAAAGCAAGGCGCUGACAUGGACCAACAACUUUGAGUUCAAAAAUCUGACCUCAGUUUUUAUCCAAGAACCCGUGUCUCAUAUUUUUCUCCUCCUCUGUGAGUAAGUAAGAACUUCACGCUUGUGUGGACUCUACUGGGCUUCAGCCGUGUUCUCCAGUGUGAUCCUGGGAGAUAACUGGUUUGGAAAUGGACACUUUUCAUCUUUCAGUCCGGUCCUGUUUGGCCCACAGGUGCGCCGCAGAUUGGUAGUCAGCUCAAAGUGAGAAACUUUAGUGAGCCAUGUGGGGAGGCUUCGUCUACAUUUUUGACUGGUACUUUGGGUUAAUGGCUUUUUAUAGUUGUCUUAAGCAGUAUGGUAGACCACCGUCUUGGUGAUUUUGCCUCACUUUAACAUUUUUUUCUCUUACAGCAAAUAAAGCUUUAACGUAGAUCAUUUUGGUGCAGAGGGCUGCAAAGGUGUCUCAUUCUGGUGUUAUUUUGCAGCCUGUAAAAUGCUAAAGAUAAUACUCCUACCUUCAUGAGUCCUUACCUGACACUAACCAAAAAGUAAGAUCUGAACAAAGAGUCAAAUCUGGCCGUACUCAAACAAGGACUCUGCCACCAAUUUAGUUCCCUGAGGGUGGCUCUCUGCAGUUUUCUGUUCCCUUUUUUGUGGUUAAUGAGCUGCUCUUCUUCUGUUUCACCCCUGGAGGAACACAAUUGAUGACCCCUGCUGCACGAGAGGAGCAGUAGGUGGAGUGCAGCAGAGAGGGCCUUAAGUUUGGGGAUAAUGGAAGGCCUUUGCUAGCAGCGUUUGCAGACAGAAGUAAAGAGGGGUGUUCGUCAAAGCCUAGUCUGGAAGUUUGGAGGAGUGCGGGGCAAAGAGCGGGCAAUUAGAUACAAUCAAAUCCUUUUUCUCUGUCCUUAGAGCCCUCAUUUCAGUGACUUUGUGGACCAGCUGACUGAGUAUCAGACCAAGAACGUCCUGGCAGUCCCCAUCAUGAACGGGAAAGACAUGGUGGCUGUUAUGAUGGCUGUCAACAAGGUGGAUGGACCGCACUUCACCGCCAAGGAUGAGGAGGUAACAACUUCUGCAACCAAUCCCGGAAAGAAACUCUGACAACAGUUCAAUUUAGGGAUUCAGUCACUUGGAUAAAAAAGUUUCAGUUGGAGGAAUCAACUCUCUAAACUUUCACAAAGUUCAGUGAAAAAAUAUCAGAGUUAUGGUGAUUUAAAGGUGGAGUGUGGAGCAGAAACGGGAAUGUUAAGUGAUAUCUCGCAGUCAGAUUCGGGUCUUAUGCUCACCCCUCCUGUCAGUGAAGUGCUGUUGAACUUUCUGUGAUGCAUAAUAAGUCUGAUCCUCCAUUUCAGGUUUGUACCAUCAUAUACACCUGCCAACACCGAUUAUUUUGGUUUCUGCCUCAGUCUUUGUUGUGCUCUGACCUCCAAUAGUUACCGCUAUUCAGCAUUUAUAUUGUAACACAAAUCUAAAAUCCAGGUACAUCUAAAAGUUCUGAAAGGAGAACAUUUUUCAGCCUGUCAGAAACUGUUUAAAGAGAGAAAGGUUUGGCCACCACAAUGAGGGAGUCACAAUUGAAAGGAUAUAGUGAAUAAAUAAAUACGGCCAAAACAGUCAAAAUAUGAAGUGAAAUGUUUUUGCACAGCCAGUCAGAAGUGAAAUGUUUGAAAUACUUCCUCAAUCAUGCCCUGACAUGACCAGUUAACAGUUUUGGACCUCUAUCAAAGUGGCCUGAACACCUGCAGCCUCAAUACUGCAGAGAAAUGAUACGUUUCUGUGUUGAGAAAGAUGAGGAUGUUUCACUUUUAGUUUAACGUAAAAAAAAAAACAGGAUUUCUCUCUGCACUUUUGGCUCAAAUAUGAUAUUUGCUAAUAUGUCAUAUAAAACCAAAUAUAUUUGUGGAUAUUGGUGUGCCUUUGCGAAAGAAGAAACCUCAAACCUCAAACCCUGUGCUGUUUUCUUCCAGGCCCUGAACAAGUAUUUGAACUUUGCCAACCUGCUCCUGAGGGUUUUCCACCUGAGUUACCUGCACAACUGUGAGACCAGGAGGGGACAGGUGAGGCGGCCGUAGAGCAAGCUAAACUUUGUCAAGUCUUUCCUUUUUAAUAUCCUAAUCUGCCUUUUUGAGAAUCAGUUGGAAUUAAUUUGUCAGGCGAGCUGAACGCGUCCCCCGUCUGACCUUUUUUAAUCUGAGAUCUGAUGCUUUUGAAGAGUCGGUUUGAGGAGCAAAGAGAGGUUCACGGAUCCACGUUUUCACUCUUAAUGAGUCAGUGUUUGAGUUAGAGAGAGAGAGGCAUGCAACCAACUAAUAAGAUGUCUCUAAAAACUCAAACUAGGACUACAGCUGAUCUAUCUGUCCUGUAAAUGAACUUUGAAGCCUUCUUUUUUUAUCUUCUCCUUCUUUUUUCCAGGUUCUUCUUUGGUCGGCCAGCAAAGUGUUUGAGGAGCUGACAGACAUCGAGAGGCAGUUCCACAAAGCCCUGUACACAGUCAGAGCUUUCCUCAACUGUGACCGUUACUCUGUGGGUCUGCUGGACAUGACCAAGACCAAGGUGGGUUACCAUAGAUACACAGCCAGAGUCGAGGGUAGGCUGACACACAAACAAAACAAUUAAUAAAGAGAUCAGCGAGCAGAACCCUCAUCCGCGGUCUGGAGAUCUCUAUCUGUACUGUCUUAGAUGUUUCAAGUGUACCCUGCUGGGUCCAAGAAAGACCCGAGUGGAGGAGGGAAACUGACUGAGAUUAAUAGUGAAGCCUCUUUAUGACCAACAAAAGCAAACAAGACCAUCAGUGACAAGAUUGAUUAUUUCUAUACUGUCAUUUUUAAUGACUGCCACAGGGCGUGAGAGGAGAUGAUUUACAGCAGCAGGAGGAGGAGGAAACAGCCUUUCUCUGCGUUUCCAAAAGACGGUGUUUGAAAUGUGCGAUACAUUUCACUGCUUCAAGAAAAUCAAGAUGUGAUUCAUCAACAAACAGCGCCGCAAGAUGAACAGAGAGAUAAAUAUUCAAGUAAAUCUGGUGCAGCUGAUUUUGAACUGAAAAAGACAGAAUUUCUAACACUGCUUUUAUUUUAUUUCCCUCUGGAUUCAACUCUUCUCUGUAGACAAUAAGACACACUUUUACAUCAACAAAAAACUGUGAUAGUAACACAAAACAACACAAACGUCAAAUAGGAGGGUUAGUAGACUCGCUGGAGCAUCAUCCUUAGUUUGUGUUUAGUCUUGAAAUGACGUGAGCCGGCGUUAUGUGACCACCGGAAAGAAAUAUGAUUGACUUGUUUUAAAAUCGAUUCCUAUGACUGUGUUUUACAUCUGAAUUCAGCCAAUCAAAUUUGAGCAACCUGGAACAUACUGCCUGAAUUUUGUCACCUGUAUUUUGGCAUCUGACGUUUGGUUUUUAUUCUGAAUUUGUGAACACUUGAAAAUGAGGGUGUGAAUUAUUUAUUGAGAACUUGAAGAGUUUAAUUCAUUGGCAAAAAUUCAGAUGGAUGGUUUAAAGGAAUGAAUACUGAGUGUUUUUCAUUUCAAAAUCAGAUGAUAGAGGAAACAAAAUCAACACAAACUACGAGUUCCUCUCAGUGACAUGGCGUCUUGGGAAAAACAGUGACCACUGUACAUUCAAAUAAACAUUUAUAUAAUCGUAAGAACAGGCACGUCUGUUUUUGCACCGCUCUCAUCCCAUCAGAGUUUUGAUGAGAUCUGUUUGUGUUGUUUCCUCCUCGUCUACUUUUAGAAGAAGUUAUUUUCAGUCACUCCUCAGAGGUUUCUCCGCCUGAAUUUUCCUACUGCAGUCUAAUUUUCCAUGGUUGCAGCCCUGAGUGUCAGCGAAAGAAGUAACGCUCGAACCGUCUUUUAUCAUUGCUAUACAAUCCUCGCGUAUUUGUCAUAACUAACGCGCCGUCAUAAACUCUACUUAUUGGCUUUGGCUGUUACCUAAUUAGAGGCAGCUGCAAGUUGAUUCCUAACACCUGCUAUCUGAGAACAAACACAUGUUGUCUGCCUGCACAGAUGGCUGUCUGGUAACAACACUGGAUUUCAUGAAUAAAGCACUAAAGAAGAAACAAAAACUAGUAACUCUGCUUUUUUGAAAACUGUGCACUUUGUGGAGAGAGAGCAACAAAUAUUACAGAGUCAUAAAAGGCUGCUGGCAUUAGCAUUUCCAGGCUGAGCAGUGCUGCCGGCUUUAUCUACAAUAAACAGCUAUUUCCUCCAAAUAAUGAAACAACAGCAGAGAAGCAGCAGCAGCAUCGAAAUCCUUAAUUUUGUUUCUCUGUCUUUGUGUUUGAAGGAGUUUUUUGACCUGUGGCCUGUUCUGAUGGGAGAAGUUCCUCCGUAUGACGGACCCAAAACUCCUGAUGGCAGAGUGAGGAAAUAUUCAUCACUCUCACUCCAGUUUUUUCUUCUGUUAUAGCUCCUUCUAUUAAAUCCUGCACUCCAUCUAUUGAAGUCUGUUCAAUUCCUUUGUUCCUCCAGGAAAUAGUCUUCUAUAAACUGAUUGACUACAUCCUACACGGCAAAGAGGACAUCAAAGUCAUACCGUAAGUCACAGCAGAUAUCGAGUUUGUAGACAUGAAGAGAAGCAGAGCAGAGACGAGCAGAUAUGCAGUGCUGCUCUUCUGUCCUGGUCAGUAGGUAAUUGUGAUUCACAUGCAGCUUUUAAGAGCCAAUUUCAGGGUCAGGAUUGUUAUUUAGGAGGAAAAAUCAAGUGAAGAAUAGGGGUGUUUACUCAAAGACAUACAAUCUGAUAUCUACCAGUGCCAACACCCUUUAGUGGACAGGAGAGAGUUUGGCUGUUAAACCAAGGCCUGCAACAAGAUAGACGAAGACCGUAGGCUGUAAGAUAUUUUUAUUCAUUUUUUAAAUUCAUUUUAUUUUAUGACAUGACAUGACAUGACAUGGCCAGAAGAAGCAGCUUUGUUCUCUUCAGAUAGAUGCAACUCUUGCUUUUGUAUCUCUUCAUGUUGCACCAUUAAGGCUGCAAACUACAUUUCAUUGGAACCUGCUGCAAUGACAAAGAAAAUAUUAUUUCAUUUCAUUCUUUUUCUUUCCUCUCCUUCCUUUCCUUUCCUUUUUCUUAUUGUGCAAAAUUAGAAGGCUCUCACUAGCAGCAACUAAAAGUAAACAACCAAACCCUAACAGUAAAUUAUAUAAAAUUAAAGGUUGUACGUUGCAUCUGUGGUUGUAAAUACGAACAUCAGUGAUGACGGUUUGAAAGCAUAGACUGUAAAACAUGGACACAGUCUCACCCGUCGGUUUCUGAAGCAGAGUUUUUGACAGUCUGAGCUUUUCAUUGCUGUUAGGGAGUGUGAUGACAGUGAGCACAAGGGAGUACCUGAAGCUCACAGUUUUGCACCUUGGUAGGAUGUGACCCAUCUGCUAAAGUUCAUCUUGGAGAGGGUGAGAGUGGGUAUCCAGGAUGACCUGAAUUCAGUUAAGACAUUUCUACAAACAUGAGGUAUAAAAUAAAUGUGAACAUCACGUUUGUCUCUUGGGAGAAAAGCUGUCGGAGAAAAAUCAUUGUCAUGUUUUUCUCCCUGACAAAAUCCAUCAUGACAUCUGCUGUUUAAUUCAAAAGAAGUAAAUAUAUUUACUUUGAUUCAUGGUAAAUGGAUAACAGUAACAUGAGAGGCCAGAUGCAGCAUUACAGCCAUUUCCCCUGUUUGUGGUUUCAGUGACAUUUUGAUCCUGUAGUUUUCCCGCUCUUGUAAACAUGAAUAACUCGUGUUCAAACAGAAUAAUUUAACCAGUGUUUACUGAAAGUUGUCUGUUCUAUUUGCUUUCAUUGUAUUACACGACAUUUAUCCCCCCUGGCAGAGUAAUUUUAUCUCAACACUCAGAAGGAAAACAGUGAUACGCAGUUGUUUUACCUGCUGUUGAUAAAAUCAUAAAUUGAAUUUUCUGCCUGUCUCGUCUGUUCCUCCCUCAGGAAUCCUCCAGCAGAUCACUGGGUCCUGCGUACCGGUCUACCCACCUAUGUAGCAGAGACUGGACUGGUUAGUGCCGGUUUUUCCUCUCUCUAUUUCAGUUUGGUUCUCACACGACACAACCACCUGGCAGCAUCCUGUGGUCAUGGCAGUGUUAUUACACACUGUCUAGUUUGUUUAUAUCAGCUCACAUUUGCAGAUUUGGCAGCAGGAGCUGAACAAUAAGGAUGGAAAGUUAGAGUUUAUCCAGCAGGAGCGGAGUGAGAAGGAUCCAUAGCACCAUUGUAUUCCUUAUUUUUGAUCUGGAUGGAGUAAACAAUGCCAGUAGGAGGCCAAAGCAUGACUCUUUAUCAUCUCCUCUCAUUCUCUAACCUCCUGGGAAUGAGGAGUUGGGCGUGUUAACUCCUCCAUGUCCUCUUUCUUGCACCUCUCUACUGGUUCCCCUCCCUCAUUUUUACUCUUUUCCCUCCUUGAAAUUAGAGAGCAGGGGGAGGCAGAGUGUACAUUGACAGGGGAUGAGCUCUAGUCCAAGCAGGACUCUCAUCUUGGCUCUGUUGUUCCUGUUUUCCUCCGUCUAACACCUCUAGUCAGUUCAGGGUCAGUGGCACAUGCUGGACGACUGUCAUUGUCCCGUUUUACAAGCACAGAAAAGAUCAUCCACCGGUCGGACAGCUAGUCCACACAUGAAUAUUUCUGCUUCCCAUCAUGGCGCCGACAACACUGGAUCUUUUGAUAAUCUGUCACAGCAGCUGGUGCAUCUGGACCAAAUCUUGACUUCAGGACAAAAUCCCCCUCCUGGUUUCUCACUCAAACUUUUUGGGAGCAACUUUUCUGCUGUGCAGGCGUCCAUGUAAACCCACUGUCCUUUAAAGUGUCUUUAUUGCCAAAAACCUCCAUUUUAAAGCUGUGGGUGGUCAGACGAGCAGAACGCCAUUAGGCCUUAUUACACAGUUGUCAGUGUGCACACGGUCGUGGAAAUGAAAAGUGCUCAGCCCCACGCUGCUGUGAUGUAUAAUUGUAAUUUCUGCAGCCGUUGUAAUUAAUCACACUGCUUUCUCCAAACUGCUGAGCCUGCCGCUGCUCAUCUAUCUAUCUAUCCCCCCUGUUUCUUCCUGUCUGUCCUUCCACCGCAGCCCUGUCCUUUCAGCGUCUUUGGCACGUGUCAUUUUUUAACUGUAACAUGAUCUUUCUGCUCAAACCUUGUCCUUUUUUCCUCUACUCUACAUCAUGUUUGAGGUGAAAGCUCAGUUUCUGCACAGAGCCACCUUUCCAUAAAUCCAGGAGAGAAAGACAUGUCAGAUUGACACUAAUGGUUUUGGAUGUGACACAGGAGCUUUUGAAUGGAUUCCUGCGGAGCAAUAAAACUUCUUGUCAACUCCUGAAAAUGACUGACGGACACUCAGACCUAAAAAGCUGAAGCUGAAGCUUUUCAUGAGGGAACAAACAUGGCGUCCUCGUGAAUCAGAUAAACUUCUUAUUUUUGUAGCCAGCUGUUCUUUUGCAGGAUGUCGUCAUCCUUUGCUCUCAUUUAUCUUUUUGUUUUCAUUUUUUUAUCACAGAUUUGCAACAUCAUGAAUGCAGCUGAAGAUGAGUUUUUCAACUUUCAGGUGAGAUGGCUGGGUUUUUCUGGGAUUAGCUCGUGAAUUUUUCAUGUAUUUUGGGAAAGCACUGGUAUGAAAGCAAUAAAAUUCAACAAAAACCUAAAAGAAAAAUAGAUUUUUUAAUAACCACCAAAUGCAAACCCCAAACGCCUUAAACAGAAUUGUACAAUGUUGAGAUUCUGUACCAUGUUUUGCUGCGGUAGCUCCAGCUGACCUGUCUGUGUGGCAUGUUAUCAUCUCCAGAGGUCAUCUAAAAUCAGAUAAAGGGUUACACAAAAAGCCAAAUUUAGAGCACAACGAUAUACAUACAGCUUUAAAUAUCCUGACAUUAACAUUACUGUAAGAUCUGUCUGUAUAUGUUUGAUUGGACCUGCAAAAUGGGCAAUUUUCCUUGAAUUUGAGAUAUUUCUUCAUAAAUUCUCAAAUUUCUUUCAUCCACUCAUGAUGAGGCAGUCCUCAAGUGGAGAAAAAUGUGGGUACAUCGCUAAAAAAUGAAGCUUUCUUAAUUCCAAAAAAAAGGAUUUCAUACAGCUUUGAUACAGUUACACAAUCUGGAAUGACUCAUUUGUUAUGACCUGAAAUAAACACUCACAUCUCAGCCUUGAAUUUCACUUCCAUGAUGCUUCAAAUCUCUUAUUUUUUGUCGACGCUUUCAGAAAAAUCAUAAUUCUACAACAAUUUUGCUGUUAAAAUUGUGGGAAAAGGUAUUGCUAGUAUUCUCCCCCUCUGAAAUAUGCAAAUACACAAUAUUAUAGUGAACAGAUGCUGUUUAGCGCCACUGUUAUAAAGCUGUUGUUAAAUGAAUACCUCUCUGACAGCAGCGGUAGAAAGAGGAGAUUAUUAUCAUCGUAAAGACAGAACUAUUGGCCGGGCUGUUUUUAUUGCUUCACAUUGGACGAUGAAAACCCACCUGGUAAAGUGGUGGCUUGGUGUACAUUUGCAUUUAUUUCUUUUAAUGACACUUUGGUCGAAACACCAUCAACAUCCAUCCUCCCAAUAUGAUUAAAACGAUAAUGUGCGUUUAUCUAGAAAAGACUACAUCCAGCAGGCCUCAGUGUUUGCUCGGUUGUUUCUGUGCGAUAAGAGAGAUCAUUUUUCUCAUUAUCUCUAAUCUGAUUUUUUUAUAAGUAAUAGAUGGCAUUAUCAUUCUGCCAUCAGAUUACAGUAAUUGCAUCACAUACAAGCCUUUUCUCUGGAAUAAUCUGAAUAUAAUAAACCAAGAGCGCAUGUUAGAUUCAUGUAUUAAACACUCCUCAUUGCUUCAGAAUGAGCUCUUAUGUGUCAUAGAAAUCCACGGUGGAACAAUCAAUAGGAGCGGUUCCUCCAUACAGUCCUAAUUAAAUAAAACGGUAUGUCCUUCAUUCACUGAUCCUCUUGGUUUAAAUGAGUUUCCUGAGGGCUGUAAAGCUCCUAUUAUAUUUGUCCUUAUUAAACUGAUACAGUGGCGGCCAUCUUUACUGCUCGAACAGUGAGCCCGGUCUGAAAAUCCACCUUUUUCUCACAUAGUUCAAUGUCUGUCUGAAGUUCUUUAAGAUACUUUUACCACAAUAUUCACCAAUGUUGUUAAAAUCUGUUUUAAAAACCUGCUAAAGCUUACUAAAUGGACUGAAUUUAGAUCAUCUGAUUAGUAGAUUUUAACAAGGUUUCAAUACAGAGCACAGAACCUGCAGAGGUGAUAAGUUCUGAAAAUUUUCAGCUCUUGGGUCUUGUUGAACCUUUUCGUAUUAUUGUUAUAAAGGAGUAUGACCCAUAUGUAAAAAUUGAGCUUAUUUAGUUGUUAUCACCCUCACUUAAAUGAUUUUAAAUCUUCUUUUCCUGCUGUAAACAAACAGACAUCAAGUUGUGAAUGCAUUGGUAUUAUUACGUUUUGGUCCUGCAGAGUCUGUGAUCAAAGCCGUAUCCAUGGCAACACUGUGUUCUUCAUAACAACUGUCCGCUAGUGAGAAAUAACGGACCUCUGCUAUGGAACGUUUUCCUAUCAAAAUCAAGUAUUUUGCACAGCUGUGUGAACAGAUACAACUGAAUACAUAAUAUGAUGAUUAUAAUACAUAAAGUCUUUGAACCAACGCAAACUGGUUUGUCUUCAGCCGGAGUUUAUGAAGUAUUGAAAUUAUUAGUUGUUCAUAAGUUUCAAACUGUGAUAAAAGCAAAUGUGUUAACUCAAGUAACUUGGAUGAGUUCAACCCAGUUCAUGCUCGACAAAAUACAUGAAAUGAUUUCAGGUUGUAACAAACUUGGGUGAGUUUAAAAACAACCCACAUCUCCUCCAUGGUAUCAUGCAUCUACAUUAUAACUUCUGGCUUAGGGACAGUGAAGUUGAAUAAAAGACUAUCAGAGUUUGGACAUGGAGCACACUAGAGUACACAAAAAGGUGGAAAAGUGUUAAAUGGGUUUUUGGACACGCUGUGUGCAUUUAGUUUCAGAUUUGUGUUGUUUUGCUUGUGUGAACACUGGACACUGGUGCAGAAUAACCCCUCUGAUCUUUGAUUUUCAGCAUGUGCAGCUUUUCAUUUCUUUAUAAAACACUUUAAUCUGCUGUAAAUAUCUUUCCUUGUUUAACCAGAUAGCCAUGACAAAGAAACACAGAUCUGCAGAGAGUUUUAUUUUCCUUCUUGACUGUUUUCCUCCAGUUUUGUUCGACUACACGGCCCUCCUGUAUAGGCUGAAUAUGACUUUUUUUUUUUUUCCAGUUUCCUUGUAACUCUUGACAGGUAAUCUAAGCAAAGCCUGUUUUGUUUCCCCUUUUCUGUCCGCUCUGUUUGUGAGGCUGAGGUACAGCAGCAGUUCAACAAGGCCCCCAUUUUAAAAAGUGAACAAGUGCUGCUGCAGGAUGUUCAGAUUUUAGGGGAAGUGAGCAGGUGAAUUAUUGAUCGUGUCUCACAUUCCCCUAAAUGAAGAAGGUCACAUUUCAUUUCUAACGCGUUGCUGCUCUCCUACAAAAACCUUUCGUAGAAGAACAGCAUAAAAAACAUAAAACUCAAUACAAAAGAAACUUUUUUCUUAUGAAUGGUUAUUAAAAUAAUGGAAAGUGUGCGUGUCUGUCUGCAGAAAGAGCCUCUGGACGACUCCGGCUGGACCAUUAAGAACGUCCUGUCUAUGCCAAUUGUCAACAAGAAAGAGGAGAUAGUGGGUGUGGCCACGUUCUAUAAUAGGAAAGAUGGGAAACCCUUUGAUGAAAUGGAUGAAACGCUGAUGGAGGUAAAGGCUGUGUGUGUGUGUGUGUGUGUGUGUGUGUGUGUGUGUGUGUGUGUGUGUGUGUGUGUGUGUGUGUGUGUGUGUGUGUGUGUGUGUGUGUGUGUGUGUGUGUGUGUGUGUGUGUGCAGCACUGAGUCACUGGUUUAUAAAUACACUCAGGCCAUUCAGAGCGUCUGCAUUAUUUAUCUCUGGGCCCCGAGGCUUUUUACUGAAGUUCCUCUCUCUCUCUCUCUCUCUCUCUCUCUCUCUCUCUCUCUCUCUCUCUCUCUCUCUCUCUCUCUCUCUCUCUCUCUCUCUCUCUCUCUCUCUCUCUCUCUCUCUCUCUCUCUCUCUCUCUCUCUCUCUCUCUCUCUCUCUCUCUCUCUCUCUCUCUCUCUGCCUCACUGCUCAGAAUUCAGUUUAAAGACACAACAUGACAGUUUGAUCCUCGUCUGCUCCCUCUAAAUCAAAGUAUUUAUAAUCCUUGACUCUAUUUUGACAUUUGAAUCGGGUUUGGUGUGAUUUUUCCGCAGUUUCACCGGAUCCAUUUCACCAAAGUUUUCUUCAGAGAGCUUUUCGAUUCGGUUUCUUUACCGAUGGCGUGCGGCAGUGUUUAGCAAACAAACAAACACCAGGGGAAAGUCACUGCUUGUAAUAACUCAAGAACAAUUAGGAGGUACUUGUACUGUAAAUUAAUACUGUACCCCAGAGUAUUUCAAGAGGAGAUACUGCACCUUUUCCGCUGUACAGGUGCAGCUCAAAGAAUCAGGAAGCCCUGAAAAAAGUUCAUUUUUUUUGCCAUAAAGUGAAACUUCCAUAUUUUUUAGAUCCAUCACACACAAAGUAAUAUUUGAGGACAGUAGUUUCACAUGUGUUUUAUAAUAAUACAGACAUCAGUGUUCGCUAAUUUGUUCAGUUGCUUUGACACUGCUUCAGAUUAAAUCAAUGACUCUCACUUCUCUUUGGGAAUAAUGGGACAUUCGUGUGUCAUUUAGUUUUGGACUUUUUUUUUUUCCUACUUUAUUUUUAAAUUCAACAAUAUUUUUAUAAGUUUUCUACAGAUAUACACAGGAGACACAUUACAAACACCCCCUUUCCCUCAAAACCCAGUCUACAGCUGGAUAUUUCUAUUACUUUGUUUAAAUAACAAAUUUUGGAGCUAUAACAAAAAAUAAAGAAAAAAAGAAAUAAGUACAUAAAUCAAAAAAAUUAAUAAAAAAAUACAAGUAAGUGCUGGAAUUCAGGUUUUAUAGAUCUUGAAAUACAUGAGAUGUUGAAAAAUAAAAAGUAAAAAAGAGAAUAAGUUAAAGAGAGAAACAAAUGUAGACAAGUCACUGAAAACUGAAAAAGUCCAUAAAAGAGGUAAGAAUUUGAAUUGUAUGAUUGUAAAACAUCACAGAAAUACAUUUUAAACACAGAAAUAUAUUUCAAAAGAAAGAUUUCAUACUUUAUUUUUAUCUAAACACUCAACUGAACACAUUGAAGCAAACAAUUGGUCACCUAUACAUUCAUACUGUUGUUGUUAUCACUAAUAGAAGUACAAUAAUGGCUACAAUCUCUACAAUCUCAUUUUGUUUUGGAGCCUCCAGUAUUCAGAUUUGAACUCCUGUUUUUCUCUGUCUUUCUCCUGCUUACAAACACCCGUGUCCAGUCUCUCACUCAGUUCCUGGGCUGGUCCAUGCUGAACCCCGACACCUACGAUAAGAUGAACAAGCUGGAGAACAGGAAGGACAUCUACCAGGACAUGGUCAUGUACCACGUGAAGUGUCGCAAGGAUGAAAUCCAGCACAUUCUGGUUAGUAAAUAAGUAAGAUCUGUUACAUAAUCAGCCGCUUCUCUGAUAAAUCUUUUAUAGAAACUCAUUUUCAGACUCUUGAUCUAAGCUUCCAGACGGUGUUUUAUGCUUUUUUAGUUUGUGGGUUUCAGGCUCGCUGAAGUGUUCCUAAUAUUUAAAAAACUGGGGAUUAUUUUCCCUCUUUUACUUCAGGUAAAGCUGUUCAGAAAGCUUCAAAAACCUGAACCUCUUCCUAUGACAUUUUCAUUUACACGCCUCGAAAUAUCUAAAUCGCUGAUAUUUUGAAGAAAGGAGUCGAACUUUGCUUCCAUUAUCCCUCAGAUAUUCUCCGUGAUUGUGGUCACGGCGUUGGCCAAAGCGGGAUUUAGCAGCUCCGUCUCCAACACUUCCGCCUCGUUGUCUUGUGUUUUGUCAGCAUUGCAAGCAAGAGCCUGCCUCUGGGUCUUUUUAGCAGAUUUAGACGUCAUUUUGUCGUUUGCUUCGCUUCAAUAAUACUCCGAGGUCAUCACAUAAAUCUCUACUAAUGUUUAAUAAUAACUCUGGCUGUAUCAAAAGUAAAAAGACAGGACAUUUUUUAUUUUCUUAUUUUUCAUGAAAUUAAAACCAGUAACCAAGUAUCCCGCUGCAGGCACUGAAAAAAAGAACGAGGCGAAUCUCCUCACAAAAUUUAAUCCAGUUUGGUUAAAAAAGAGUGCAUUUAAAUCUCUAUAAUCUAGAUUAUCCAUUUUGAUUAUUCCCUUUAGCAAAUUUAGCUUUAGAAGUUUGCAUGUAACAUAAAAUUGAGUUUCAUUGUUCUGUUGAAAAUAAGAAAAAAACCACACCCUCUCCUAAGAUGAAGUGAAGGAAAAGUAAACAGAGGAAAGAAGGACACUUAGAUUAAGUUAAAUUUAAAUAUCAGUUUCAAUCCUGUGGAUUAUGUCCAUGGCUUUUUUCUUUACAGUUGUUAUAAACACACAGCAAAGCCGUUCAGUUUCAAAGCAGUGUGUUAUAUUUGCGGACAUAAAGCAUCGUUUGUAAGCUGAAAUAAACUGUCAGGAUUUCUAUGAGGUGAUUUGUCAGUGGGCAGAGAGAGAGAAAGGACAAAAGCAGGAAGAUGACCCAGUUUGACCUCGGAUCAGGAGUCUGGUGAUUGAUGCUGAAGCGUUUCAUCCAAGGUGAGCGCUGUUAAUGUGUGUGUCCCCCCCAGAACACCAGAGAGAGAUGGGGGAAGGAGCCGGAUGAGUGCGAGGAGGAGGAGCUUCAGGAGAUCCUGGUAAAAACAAACAACAAGAAGAAGAAUCAGUCCACCUGAAAUAUACUGAGACAAAGAAAACCAUUUCCACUCUUAUCCAACACAGACAAUUACAAAGAUGAGGAUGCAACAGAGGAACUCUUAAAUACUUCACUGUUUCUAAUUCUUUCACAUUUUAAAUACUGUGUGAGUAUCUCAAAAAAACAUGGCCAAUAUCUGCAUGAUGAAUUGAUGUUUGUGUUUAUCUCUGUCUGCAGUCGGAGGUUCUUCCACACUCUAAGAAAUCUGAAAUCUUUGAGUUUCACUUCUGCGACUUUGAUCACAGCGAACUCGACCUGGUCAAAUGUGGCAUCAAGAUGUACUACGAGCUGAAAGUGGUGGACAAGUUUCACAUUCCCAGAGAGGUGGGUGGUUCCUCACUAAACAGAGUCAUGUACGAUGGUUUCUAUGCAAAGAGAUUUCAACUUAAGGAGCUCCAGUGUUGAACUGUCUAAAGAUGACAAAGUAAGUUGGAAUCUGUUUUUUGGUUUUCAGACGAUUAAAAAAACAAGCAGGAAUAUGUCAGAUUUUUUGGAGAAAUUAUCAGUACUAUGCAAAACCUGCCCUCAAAUAUAAGAAAAAUACGAAUACAGCUCUGCUUCCACACUAAAGGUGAAGGAGACGGAUCACUGGGAAGAAAAGCAACGAGCAAUUUUCUGUGGCUAAUGCUUACACACUGCUGUUACCUCAGAUAACAGGCCCGGGACAUCAGCAGAGUUUUCUCUGAUGAGGUGAAACUAAAACUUUAACGUGCUUCAGAGGAGAGGCCUGCAACGUCUGAAAGUUUAACAAUUCAUUAAACAGAAAAAUGGACAAAGACAGGGACACAGAUCAGCUUCUGGAGUCAUUCGUUAGCAUCCAAGGCCAACUGUGAACCGAUGACCAGCCUUGGUUGAUUAUCAGGCUGAUAUUUAACAUCUGUAUCAGAAUGAUAUUUUUCCGGUGGCCAAUAAAAUGAAUUGAUUACAAUAUUGGUCGACCCUGUUUCCAGGUUAACUCUGGUACAUUUUUUAAGACCUUGUUAUGGUGCAACAUUUUGUGACUUCACCCGGAUGGGCUGCAUGUGUGAACACAAACAGCCAAAGUUUUACCCUAGCUUUAUGAAGACUUCCUGCUCUAGAAUUUCCUAAAAAAAAUCAGAGUGAUCUAAGUGCGGUAAAUUCACAGGAAGCAAGAGGAUGGAGAGCUGAGAUUUGCUGCUUUAUAUCCUUCACUGCUGGCCUCGGUUGUCUGUAUUUCACUCUCAGCUGUUUUGUUUGCGUUGCUUAUAACUGUUGAUUUUAUACAGUGUUAUAAAAAGGAACAGGAACAGUCAUCAUAACUGAAGUCUUCUACUUUCUCUACAUGUGAUACCCCACCGCCUCCCUCCACUUAAACCAGAGUACAUCAAGAUGUAAGAGCUCCUCUGACAGAGUAGACCACCUGCUGUGAGGUGCACGUGUGAAAGGCAGUUCCUGAAAACAUCAGAGCCCCAAUGUCCUCAAGUUAUCUUCAAAAUGUUAGAAGUUCACGCGCUGAAGGGGCGCAUCUUCAAAGCUCGCAUUUAAUAAGAGGGCCUCCUUUUUCCAAGUGAGGUGAUGAAAACAAGGUCAAAGGCAGGGUGAGGUAACAGCGCCGCUGUAAAAGUGACACAACCCCAGAGAGCCGUAAAACGAACAUGUUUAAACAGCGAGACGUACGAAGGUUUGUUCUUGUUUAGUGAACUGAUAAAAGGAUAUUUUCUGAAGCUAAUGAAAGGCAGGGAUUUCAAAGGGAUGCAAAAUUACAAAUUAGAAAUCAAAGGAGUUUUCAAAGCAAAUAACUGCGGCCCACUGCUGCACCUAACACGAGAAUAAAAAAGUUAAAUCAUCACAAUAAAAGCUCGAUUAACUGUUCUGUUCGGUCAGAUCAGGACAAGAGAAUAUAUAGAAUGAAAAAAAGUGGACAUGGAGCAUUAAACCAAACACAUAGAUGAAUUUUCUGUUCUUGCUUUCGUUGAACCAGGUUUUCAAAAUCCUGCAGGAAAAAAAAAAAUUGUUUGUUUUUGUUAAUAAUUGUGUUGAAAAAUGAUCAGAGAAUAUAUUUUAUCUUCCAGCGUUUUGUUUCGGUGGUUUUAUGUGUUUUACACUAAAUCAUGAACCUGUGUGUGGUGUGCAGGUCUUGGUGAGAUUCAUGUACUCUCUCAGUAAAGGCUACAGGAGGAUCACCUACCACAACUGGAGACACGGGUUCAACGUCGGGCAGACCAUGUUCACCCUGCUGAUGGUAAACUUUCCAACUUUCUAACAAGAGGAUGUGUCUUAGAAAUAAUAUGUGUUUAUUAUGCAGUUAUUAACACUUAUUAAUGUUUAUAAGCAUUUAUAAGGAGCCUGUUAACGAUUUAUUUCAUCUUAUUAAAAGAUCAUCAAUAUAUAGUGUUACUGAAAUGUUCUUUUAUAACUAAAUGUGACAAAGCUGCUUCUUCUACUCUCAAUCCACCUUUCUUUUUCUCCUCAUCUUCCUCCUCCUUCCUCCGUCUCUGUCUUAAACAUUAUUUUCCUCCUUUUUCAUUCCCUGUGUUGUCAUGUUGAAUUUACUGUAUAUGUGAUCACGGCCGCUGAUGUGAAUUUGACUGUUUGUGUGUUUUAGAGAGAAUAAAUGGAGUGUGUCUGUAAAAGAAAUGGGAGUCAGUGAUGCUUGAAGUGGUCAUUACUAAGAAAACCAGUAUGUUGAUCAUGAUCAGCUGAUGCGUGUGUCUGUGUUUGUUUGUUUAUUUGUUUGUUUACGUUCAUGUUGUCAGACAGGUGAUCUGAAGCGGUACUACACAGACCUGGAGUGUAUGGCCAUGGUGACCGCCGGCUUCUGCCACGAUAUCGACCACCGAGGGACCAACAACCUCUACCAGAUGAAGUAAGAGCUGCUGUGAGACAGGAAGGGGGGAACAGUGGGGUUUCUCAGCAUGUCAUUCAAUCAACUAAAAGGUAGUAUAUUUGACGCAGAGAGGCAGAGAGGCUGUUAACUCCUACAUUCUGCUAAAUCAAAUCAAACUUAAGUUAUAAAGCGCUUUUCAUACAAAAGGAUAUAACACAAAGUGCUUUACAGUCAGUUUAAAAAACAAAAACUAUCCCAGAUUCCUCACCCGCACGCACGCACGCCAACGCCCCUGCACAUACACACACUAAGAUAAUGGACAUGAGGCCGAGUACAGAUGAACCAAUUGAGAAAACGCCAUCAGAGGAGCCAUCAGCACCAGGAGCAGAGAUGAGGGAUGUGGCGGACACCAACCUCUACCAGGAACCCCGUGACCGGCCCCUGCAACCACAAGCAACCACUGGUCCCGGUGCCGAGGGCUCCUUCAGAGGAAACACUGGGGGUCCUAAAAAUGAUAAAAGGAUAAAAACAAGUGAAAAAUAAAAUAUGAAUAAAACACAGACCUAAAAUAAACCAAAGCUAACUAGAAUAAAUGAAGAUAUUAAUUAAAAGCUAAGCUAAAAAGGUGGGUCCUGAACCUGCUCUUACAAACAUGAACAUUCUCUGAGGUCCUCUGACAGGCUGUUCCAAAGACGAGGGCCAUAAUAUUGAAAAGACGCCUCGCCAUGAGUGUGUGUCCUGACUUUUGGAAUGACGAGGAGACCGCUGCCAGAGGAGCGCAGGGUCCAUGAAGGUUCAUAGAGUAAAAGCAUUUCUGAAAGAUAAGACGACCCAAGACCAUUUAGACAUUUAAAAACAAGUAAAAGAACCUUAAAAUCGAUCCUAAAACACACGGGGAGCCAAUGCAGUGAUUCUAAAACCGGUGUAAUGUGGGCCCGCCUCCUGGUCUUAGUCAGGACACAUGCUGCUGAGUUUUGUAAUAAUUAUAGUCCUGAUGUAUUCUUUUUGGGAAGACCAGAAAGCAGGGCAUUACAAUAGUCUCUACGACUGCUGAUAAAAACAUGCAUUAGCGUCUCCGUGUUGGCCCGAGAGAGAGUUAGACUCAUGAUUGGUCCAUCUCGGGUCAUUUGAGUCCAUGCGUUUGCUCCCUCUGGCUCCUCUUCUUUGUGUCUCUACCCCGUCCCAACUCCAGCAAUCAGGCGCCCUCUGCAGCAGAUAUGCACGACUUCUGUUCAUGCAGGACGUCAUAUCGUGGCGCAUCAACCAUCGCAGAGCAGAUCGAGGGGGAGAGAGGAUAUUAGACGCUAAACCAUGGUGAUGCCAGACCAUCAUAGUGAGUGGAGCCAGGCCUGGGGUCAAUAGGUCAGAAGUUUUGGAGCUUAAUAAGGAUACGGAGCAAGAAGUCAGACCGCAUCAGAGUGGAGAUUAUUAAACAACAGCAGCUGUCUUUAAAUAUAUUAUUUGGUAAUAAUUGGAGGAUUUCCUGUGACAUUAAAGAGAGAUAUAAACUGAGGUGAAAUCAUAUCAGACUCUGAAGCAGACUGUUAGAGGUAAAUAAAGGAUUAGAGUCGUACUCACCUGCUGUACUGACCCAGUUUUUCUCUCUCUCUCUCGUUUCGGAAAUCAUCUGUUUGGUUUUUCUGAGCGUUUAAUUGACUCAAAGUGACCGCGGCCACUCCCCCCCCAUGUCCAGCCGAGCUGACCUCAGCUCUUUAGGUGAAGGUAAUGUCGCACACUGAGAACAUCAAUGAGCUGAUAUUGACCAGAUACACCUCCAGCUGCUCUGCUCCACCUGCUGAUUGAUGAGCUAAUGAGAGCUGCCAUUAGCCGCAGACGCAGCAGGCCAGGCCCACCCUGGGUUUAACAUGCAUGAUUUAUCACAGCAGAACCUCCCCAACAUGGUUCUGUGUGUGUGUGUGUGUGUGUGUGUGUGUGUGUGUGUGUGUGUGUGUGGGUUUCCAGGUCUGGUAAUCCUCUGGCUAAACUUCACGGCUCCUCCAUCUUGGAAAGACACCAUCUGGAGUUUGGGAAGACACUGCUGAGAGAUGAAGUACGCUACAGUUCACACACACACGCACACACACACACACACACACAAACACACACACACACACACUGCAUCUCUUCAGCUGACUAAUGUACCUCUCUUUUAUGAAAUAAAACAGUAAUUUAAUUCAAAAAGAUUCAUUUUUUCAUCAUUUUUCCUCUGAGGUGAUUUUUCUCCAUUAUUCAUAUUUCAGUCUCUUCCUCUGAGAUCUGUACCUGUUGAUCAGAGUUCAGAUUAGAUGUAUGUUACGUAAAUCAGCGCCCUCCUACACACCUCUCUGUACUUUCUAAAUCCAUGUUGAUGUUUUUGAUCUGUAUUUUCCUCUUGUGUUGUAGUCGCUGAACAUUUUUCAGAAUCUGAACCGCCGUCAACACGACCUCGUCAUCCACCUCAUGGACAUCGCCAUCAUCGCCACGGACCUGGCUCUUUAUUUCAAGUCAGUAAAAACUUGUUUUUUUUCAUUACAUUUUAAUUUUGAUGGUAUUUAAUUAUUUUGAUCAGUAGUUUAAGACAGUUAUGGUGUUUGAUUGUUGAUCCGCCACAGAUGUGUCAUUGAAUGAGUGGCUCAUUCAGAUUUUGAACCCAUAAUAAAAACAUAAUGACACAAUAUAUAAAAAUCUGAUAUUUUUAGUAGUUUUUAAAUAAUUUAAACUCAGUUUUUUAUUAGAGUUGUCAGAUUUAGAAACUGGAGUGUCUUGUUUUAUUAACAGUAAAUGCCCAUUUUAACCUUGAUCAGCAGGUUUCAGAUCAGUUCCAGGGACAUAUUUAUCCUUUUGUCUUCAACAACACCCUGUAAACAUUUGAGAACAGAGGAGGAAAGUUUCUGGAGCUCUGAGGAUGAAAUAUGUCCCUGUUCAGACCUGGUUCAGGGUUUAAGCUGCUCAACAUUUUGGGGUCUUGUUUAAAUCUGGCGUCUCUUUGCAUGUUUUAGUUUUUAAGUGCAUUUUUAGAUGCAGCAAUGAACCAACGGUUUAUGGAAGUGGUUUUAUACCCAUACAGUGACUUCUACUUAGGGCUGGGGGAUAUGGCCUCAAAGAUCACAUCAGUCUGAAAUCAGACUUAAAUCAGAUCAAAUCACUUACAUCUCACCAAAGUUUGUUCCUAUCCUCAUUUUACACGACACACUGGCCGAUGUUUUAUUAAAAAAAGAACUCUGACCUCUUAAUCUUGAAUUGAAAAAGCAACAAUCAAUUGAAUAACUUUGAGUAACCGCUGAAAAAAGUGGGGUAUUCACAGCUGCCCACCUUCCCACAACACCAUGUGACCUUUGACCUCAGUCAAACACAAACAGAUGAGAUAUCAUGUGUUGAUGUGCAGCAAACACAAAAUGACGAGCCUGUUUGGUAACCCACCCACAAACCCAGAACGGCGCCAAAACCUGGAGCUGAUGGAGAUGGUGGUUUCUGAAUCAGCCUCUACAUCAAAACAUCAGAUACAACAUGAAGUGGAGGGUUCAGGGGCUCGUGUGUGUAACACUAAUUCACAGUGAGGAUUAACAGUCUGUGUGUGUGUGUGUGUGUGUGUGUCCACAGGAAGAGGACCAUGUUCCAGAAGAUUGUGGACCAGUCCAAGACCUACGAGAACUGGAGCGACUGGACCAAAUACAUGAUGCUGGAGACCACGCGCAAAGAGAUUGUCAUGUAAAAGCUCACACACACAGACACACACACACACAGAGGAAACCAUGUGAUACGCAGACACACUGAACUCAGCCGUGUGUUGUGUUUCCAGGGCCAUGAUGAUGACUGCAUGUGACCUGUCCGCCAUCGCCAAACCGUGGGAGAUUCAGAGCAAGGUACGCACCUGUGUGGUCUCGGUAACCUACAGGGUCCUUUCAUACCUCGCAGCGGUGGUUGGAAAAUGGCUCUCCAGCUGUUCGCCGUAAUAAGAGACACGCUCUCUGUGGAGGGGGACCAAUGAUGAAGUAGACGCAGAAAGACAUUCUGUCAGCGCUGCCAUUCCUCUCAGCGGCGUUCAGCAGUGAUUCCUGACGACCUCAUGCAUCAAAAGCUACUUGGUGCUUUUCAUUCCCCUCAUCACCGCCUGGCAGGCUCAAGUGUGUUAUUUCUCCAAAGCAUGUAAUAGACACAUCGCAAUAAAGCCUGCACAUACGGGCGUAUCAAUAUAAACAGAAAGCAGUUCUGGCUGUUGGAAAGCUGCUGCAGCUGGAGGUGAUUUUUUACCUUUAUUUGUUGACUGGAAGCACAUACUCUUUCAAAAACACCUCCUCCCCAUCUCUUUACACACAAAUGAAUUCAAAGAGACUCGUAGCAAUUCCAUCAAAAACCCAUACCAUAGAAAAAUCAGCGGCAGUCAUUUAGAGCACUGCCAGUUUCGUCCUGGUGAAGCUCUGAAUGCUAAAGUGAAUCCCCCCCCCCUCAGGGAUGUGGCUCCUAUCAGGGCCGGCUGGAUAAAUUCAAAGAUUUGAGACAAUUAACUCAAGAAUUUCCUCCAGUUUCUGUGUGUUUUAGUGGAUUAUUUAACCUCUUUAGGGCCACAAAAUGAGUGGAAUAAGAUGAUUAAAAAUAAAAGCUCCUGGUGGAAUCGGUCCCGCCCUUAAUAGGUCUGUAACAACACGGACUCACAAGUAAACACAAACUAUCUUAAGGCUCAAGAGCUGAACAUGUUCGAGGUUCAGUUCCAGAGGUGCUUACAGGAAAAUUAAAACACACAAUUCAUAAGUUGUCUUUAUCAUACAAGGAGUAUUAAGAGAAUUUAACUAAGACAAAAGCAAUGUAGAGAAAGAAAACAUGCAGGAUUUAUAACAGAAGAAGAAACAUAGGAAGCAGAUCGAUGAUCGGAGCUGCUGGUGAACUACCAUCAAAGCGUCAAUGUUGACGAAGAUUUAAAGUUGUCAUGUUUGCUUGUUGACGCUAAAAUAACCAGUUAAAAUAACCCAUAAUGCUUUACGGCCUGGGUGUAAACCAGCACAGAUGACAGUUGGCGUCUUGUAGUGUCGGAUGUGUCUGGUUAAAAACAGGUUACCUUGUAGUAGGGCUGGGCGAUAAACCGAAAAUUUACCAAUACUGAGAUUUGCGACAAUAAUCGACAUUAUUUUGCCCGUAUCGGUAUAUUCGGUGUCAAAAAAGUAAAUAAAUAAAAGUUUGUUUUGGAUGUGUGUAGGUAGGCUAUGGUCUCAUGUCCCUUUAAGACGCUGUCCUACGUAACAAAGAGGGAAAGACAGGUGAGGAGAUGGAGGACGGUUCAAAAGUUGUAGCGGCUGAAGUAGAGGAAGUUAAUGUGGGAGGGGGUGAGCAGCUUGUGGAGUAGUUAUCGUCCAUUUAUCGUUAUCGAGGUGAACUGAUCAAUAUAUCGUGAUAUUGAUUUGAGGCCAUAUCGCCCAGCCCUACCCUGUAGCAUGAGGUCCUUGUCAUAACUCUGCAGAGUAAAAGCUUUCUGUCAAAAAGUUCACAGUCAUCAAACCAGGCGGGGAAAUUUAAUCAUGCUGUUUUCCUGCCUUAUAAACUUACUAAAGUACAAACGAAAUCAGGACUUUUACUCAUCCUGCGUUGCACAACUGUUGCCAAUUAGGAUAUCCCACUUUUCAUUUUUAGUGCAUCUUCUCUCUCCUGUUAGAUUUCACCUUUAUGUGCACCUGGUGAGUCAGCUCUACAUCCCACUCACUCUGACAGAUUAUCUACUGCGUCGGCCUCCCUCCUGUGAGUUGUGCUCUAAAAGUGGUCUGAUGACUAACUCGUCCUCUAAAAGGUGAAUUCCAGCCUGAAUAUCCCCAUAACAUAUUGUAUCUGUCAAAUGAAACAUUACAAACUCCAGUUUGAAAGAUGAUUAUAGGAGGAGAACUGCAAUGCAGAGCGGAUCCUUCAAAACAGACUCAAGUCGAAUCAGUAUGAAUCACCGGCAGUGUUGGAUGACUCUCUAUCACAGCUCCACUUUGUUGGAUUCCUGCAUGAAAACGACCUGAAAUACCGGAGAAUACACCCAGAUUUUCAAGUAUUACAUAUGUGUGUUCCUGUUUCUGAUGUUGAAAAAACAAUACCCCGACCUGCUUCAUUCUUGAUGAGAUAUUUCACUGACAUUUUUAUGACGCAUUUCAUUCUUUACACCGUUUUUUUGCUUCCCACGCAGACAGAAUAUCUUCUCCACAGGCUGCAGCAGCCUCAUGGCAAUUGUUUCCCCCUAAAAAAGGCUGGAUGACUAACUCUUUCUAAAAUGAGGUUUCUACCCUGAAUGCAGAAUCCACAUAUUAUUCAUCGCAUCUCUCGUUGCUCCGUUUUUGGUCUUUGAGAGCUGACAAAACAGGCUUUCAUUUCAUCAAGACACAAAGCCUGUAACUGCCGCCUGAUCCGGGAACAAGACUCUCAUUUAUGAGAUAUUGUGAAAGCUUUACUGGAGGAUUUAAACAACAUGUGAGGGAAGAUUUCCUGCUUGAUAAAACGCCACUCAUAUCAGCGCCAUGAAGAAUGGGCCGUAUGGGACCGUUUCAGCAGAACAGAUAUUUCUGAGGUUAUUAGUUUCAAUUUGUCAACGGAGAGGAAGUACAACAGGCAUUUGGAUGAACGAGUGAUCAGAUAAGAGAAGAGCACACUUGAUUUAGCUCGCAUCAGGAUAAUAGAGUCACUUAUUCUGGUCUUAUUGAACACAUUUGGGCUCUCCAGUGGUUUCUUAAUUAAAAAUACUGAAAGUAAAACAUAAUGGGUUGAUUUCCCUCCUCAUCCUCUAGGUGGCGCUGUCUGUAGCUGCAGAGUUCUGGGAGCAGGGAGACCUGGAGAGGACCGUCCUGGAGCAGCAACCCAUUGUAAGAACACAGAGACGCUAAUGAGAAGGUCUGGACAGCAUGGUGCUAAAUCCCACUGUGCUGGGCUAUCUAUAAAUGACCUUUGACCUUUAUGAAAGUUGUUUUUCUGCAGUCAGUGAAGUAAAAUAAUAAUAAUAAGUAAGAUAAGAAGUAUUUUAGCUUUUAAUCAGCAAAAAAAAAAGAACAAAACAAAACCUGCAACUGUAAACAUAUUUUUAUUCUGUUUGCAUCCUCCAAGCUGGAUCCUUUGUUACUUUAUAAGACUCUUUUUGGUGAUAAUAAUAAUUAAUAAAUCAGCGCAUAUGUUGGCCUUUAGUUCGAGCACAAAUAAGGAAAUAUUACUGCUGAGUUGCAAAAAAAAGAAGUACCUGGAUCUCUCUUUGCCAACUUUUUCUUUCUCUCCCCCCCACUCUCUCUUUUUUUCUGAACCGGGAGGCUAAAGUUUGAGAGGGAAUGAGGGAGGAUUUGGUGGGCGGACAGGAAUGAUAGGAAAUAAAGCAGGACAAGCCUCUCCUUAGGGCUUCAAUUUAGGAUGGAGAGCAGGAAGGACACGAUGAGAGCGAAGGAGAAGAAGAGACAGAAUCGCAGCGGGGAGACGAAAUGAAAAGACAGAUUUAGUUCCCCGUGGCGGCCGUGUGGAGCGGUGUUCAGGCCAUUAUGUGGAGCACUGAUACAGAAAGAGCGGGCACUGUGGCCCUAACCUAGCCGAGCGUCCCCUCCCUCGGCUCCCUCUCCCCUCCUCACUCGGUCUCACUCCCUCCUGUCCUUGAGACACUUGAAGUGUGAGAAGCGCUGUCCCACACUCCCUCACCUCGCUCCGCUCUGAAUUUAAUAGCAUCUGUGUCAGCGGGGAGAACUUUUCAUUUUGAUCAGUUUGUAUUUUCCCAGCAGUCAAUUCUGUGACUCGCUGUGGUCCGACAGGAAAGAAAAAAAGACUCAGCAGAGGUCGCAACACCUGAACAGUUUUCAUCAGGAAAUGUAGGUGCACAAUUUUGCCAGCAAUUACAGCCACCGUCAAGUUUCUUACAGCUGUGUGACGGCUUUUUACAGCUCUGUGCUGCCGGGUAAACAGUGUACCGUGAACAUGUGUGUGUGUGUGUGGUCUCCUGGAUCUAAUGUUUGUACAAGCUGAAGUUUAUCAAAUAGAGACUCCUCUCUUUAGCGUGGAAAGUUCACAUUUAAUCUCUGCAAAGAAAAGGAUUUUUGAGUGUUUUUAAGAAGUCGUAGUUUCAGCUUCAAACGUCAUUUUUUCUUCAUACAAACUGUUUUUUCACUCGGGUUCAUCUUUGUAGCUGCUUUUUUUACAGAAGCCUAUUUUUCCAUCAGCAUACAGAGGCGUCCAUAUUUCUCUAAGACAGUCUACAUUGCUCUCUUACGUUGCGUCACUCUCGUUCUGUCACAGUCAGCUGGUCGUUUUGGUGAUGGCCUGUCAAUCACAACCACCCACAAAGCAUAUCCCACUUUAUUGAAUGUUCUGCUUCAAAUGCAGCAACAGUUUAAAAAAAUACACCACGCUUUGUUGAAAAAGACUGGAGUCAGCGGCCGAGACCACAAACUAAAUAGGAAAAAUGUUCACCGGCAUAAUAAAUCAAGUAACAGUGAAAACAUUUUCUCUAAAACCUCAUUACAAGAAGACUAACUUCCACUCAGGUCGUUUAUUUUGCAACAAGUCGUUUCAGGGAAAAAAACUGUUUAAUUAAAAGUUUUUCAUCCGAGCAGAAAACAAGAGUUGAAAAAUCAGCUUUGAACUUCAAGUAUCAGCGGUAAAAAAGGAAGGAUAACUUCAUCAUACGUCUGUUUUUUUAAAGCAAGAUUAAUCAGUUCACUUCUGAGCUUUAUUGAUCUGCAGCUGCAAAAAACAGAAACAUGGAGCAUCACAGGAGCGAACGACCAACAGUUUGAGUUAAAGCAAAUCUGAUCAUCAAAUAAGAGUGUCAAUGAAAAUUGUGCAAAAGUGGCUGCAGGAGAGGAUUAUGGGUACUUUUUUAGAUUUCAGGAUGAGUGAUCACUACGACAGAGUAUGAGGGCCACACUAAGAAAAUAAUUAAGUCUUUGACUCACGAGAAUAAAAUAAUUACUAAUGAGAAUAAAGUCGUAAUAAAAUCAUAACUACAAAAGAGGAUUAGGGCCACAUGAAGAGAAAAGAAAAUUACAGGAAGGGGAUUAAAAUCAAAGAUUUGAGAUUAAAGUCGAAAGUUUGAGAUUUAAAAAUCGAAAUUAUGUCAAUAAAGUCGAAAUUUCGAGAUAAAAUAAUGGAAACUUCAAGAUUAUGACAUGUCGUGAAUAAUGUCAAAAUUUCCAGAUUAAAAAAUUUUAAUUUUAAGAUUCAAGUCAAAAUUUUGAGACCUGAAUAAAGCCGUGAUUUUGACUUUUAAAAUUUAAACUUUAGUCUCAAAAUUCCGACUUUAAUCUCUAAAUGGAAAUGUAAAAAAUCUCUCUUCUGUAAUUAUGUCUUUCUCUUCUCGUGGCCCUUAUCCUCUUUACUCACGAGAAUAAAGUCGUAAUAAAAUCAUUAUUCACAAGAAUAGAGUCGUGCUUCACAUGUGUAUAUGUUUAACUCUCUUUCUCUCUAUUUUUCAGCCAAUGAUGGACAGAAACAAAGCGGAGGAGCUCCCAAAGCUGCAGUGUGGUUUCAUCGACUUUGUUUGCUCCUUUGUUUACAAGGUCAGAAUUUUUCACACACAGAAACUUUCAUCACUGAUUCUCAUUUACAGUAAAUUUUAAAAACAGUUCAGGUUUGAAGCGGGAUCACCAUCAUCAGAUUAUUCACAUCAUACAGAUGUUAUUAGACAGAUUACAGGUCCUUUAUUGUCUGCGUAGGUUUCCAGGUCAUGGUUAUCCAAGGCUUGAUCUAAAGGCAGAAAUGGACCUGGUCUGAGUCUUCUAGAACUGAAACCAAGUCCAGCUCCUCUUUGGAUCAACCCUUCAGUACAUCUGCUUUAAUGUAUUAAAGAUUCAGAGUCUGCAGAGUUGACUCUCCACCUGUUUCCCAGGAGUUCAGCCGUUUCCACGUGGAGAUCACUCCGAUGCUGGACCGUCUGAUGAACAACAGGAAGGAGUGGAACGCCCUGAAGGAGGUGCAUGAGGCCAAAAUGGCGGCACUUGAGGAGGCCAAGAAAGCCAAGGAGGGAGCUCAGAGAGGUGGAGGAGCCGCACAAGGUAAGAGAUGCAAACACACUUAAAAAUAAAAAUGAGUGAAUUGAGCAUAGAGCUAGUUCAGGCAGGCCACAAAGUCAGGAUCAGUCCAUAGUAGGUGAGCUGAUCCAAUCCCAGCUUUUGAUGCUGUGUCCCUUGGGGGAGGAUGAAGUCUUUGCUGCUGCUCCUCCUGCCCCACCAUGAGGGGAGGUGUGCUCUGCCCGCCUCAUGUCUGUGGAAGGGCAGAAAGCUGUUAGAGUCCGAGCAAUAACUACCAAAUAUAACGUACUGUGUGGAAAAGGUUAUGAAUGUGGUCCUGACUGAACUCUGAUUCACGUGGGAUUAAACGCCUCUGAGCUUUAACAGUCCAUGUAUCAGGUUUGGGGUGAAUUCUAGUGCAAAAUUUAUGCCAAGGCUGCUGCCGGGUAAAUUUAGACAUACCAGAGUAGACACUUGAAAAGAGAAGAAGUUUGUUUUCUCUUUUAAAAAAAUCUCUUCAUUCUCCUUCUGUCCUCCUGCAGGCAGCGGGGCCCAGUCCAAGACUUGUCUCCUCAGUUAG